GACCCGAAAAACCCACUAGUUUCAAGGAAUGACCUCGAAAGUCUUUCUCUUUUGAUAAGUCCGAUUAAUGUUAGUCGAGUUGUUGACGAUGGCCAGAUUUCGCUGCUUUAGCUAACACUUUUGCUGCAAAAAAUGCGCAGUCAAAGGCAGUUUAAAAUGACACCAAUUGACGCGUGCAAUUAAUCACAGAUAAAGAAGCGAGUGGAGAAAAAAACAGCCCCGUUCCGUACACAAAACAGAGCGACAUAAAUCGCGAACGAAAAAUCAGCAACAAAGAUAAAUGGCGCUUAUUGCCGGCAAUAAAAUCGCCGUAAAUCUUCCUAAGCACCCUCGCGGCAUUAGACAUGUUGUAUGUGCAUAUUCUGUACAUGUGCUUUAAAUGACACCCGGACUUGUAUUUGGGGAACUACCGGAAGCUUUUCCAUCGGCUGGAUCCUCUUCCCCUGCGUGUGCAAGCGUGAUGUAUGUGGAAUGCACUGGGUGCGAUGAUGAUGGAUCUCGAAACCCGUUUCACACAAUAGAUUUUUUCCACUAGAAAAUUCUGGAGGAAAACCAGCACCUGCACUAGAUUGCCAGAGUUGAAUAUUUAAAGUUGCAACAGUGCCACCUGAUUAGUUAGAAGAAACACAGUGCCGCCCCCCUGAAUGUAUGGAAUCAGCGCCGUGCAUGGCAAUUUUUGCUAAGGAAAAAUGAAAAAUUAAUCGAAAAAAUUAAAAUAAGUAUACCCCAAGGGGGGCUGCCAAGAAAACGCGGCCAGGGGUAUGUUUAUGGUAGAUUUAUUGGGAGGUCAAGGAGCAAUUACUCGUCACUUGGUGACGGGGGGCUAGCAAAGGAGGAUGCAUAGUAGGGGAGGGCAGGCGAUUGUGGCCCCUGCCGGCGAGGGAAACUUGGAGAACUUUUGGAGCAGCUCAACUCGACGCUCCCCUAAGCCCCAAGCCUGGCUAUAAAACCUGGAUGGACCUUCCGGCGGGCCGUCAGUAACCAUGGCUCAGUUGCAAAUCCUGCGGUUUCCCCGCUACAUGAUGCUGUUGGGCGGCGUUUGGCAGCUGCCCUACUUCGAAGAUCGCACUGCUCAGCAAGUCUACAAGCUGUACGGUUUGAUCAUUCAAAGUGCGUUUUUCCUGGCCUGCUUCUCCAUGUGCGAAGAAUUCGUGCGCCUGGUGCGCGCUGACGACAUCAAGCAGCUCACCGUCAACAUCAAGAUCACAUUCCCCGCCAGUUUACUGUGCCUCAAACUCGUGGUGUUUCAAAGCGGUAGAUUCUCCCACUUGCUGUCCAGGCUGGUGGAAAGUGAGGCAAGCUUUGCGGCCUCAUGCGAGCCAGGCACGCUCACUCUGUACCUGCAAUGUCAGAACUACGUGGAAAAGUGCUCGAAAGCCAUCCUGAUUCUGGCUGGGGGCACCGGCAGCUUCCUCAUAGUGAGCACCAUCGUGGCAGGCUUGAGCGGCAGCAGCGCUCCAGACCUGCAGAAACCCAUGAUGUUCCUCGCCCACUUUCACUUCGACCAGAAUCUGCACUACCAACGUGCGCUGGUGCUCCAGACCAUCACGGUGCUCCUGGCCAUCAUCUACUUCUGCCUGUGCCCCAUUCUCUACUUGGGAGUGCUGGGGUUCAUCAGGGCCCAGUUGCAAGUCUUGCAGUACCGGUUUAGCAACUUUAACUCAUGCAAAGGAAGUGCUGGCGAUGUGGAGAUGAUGAAGCAGCUGAUCCAGGCGCAUCAGUUCAUUAUAUGGUUUGUGAAGGAUUUCAAUGAGAAUAUGCGUUCUUUGAUUCUCAUCGAGUUCCUGAUAAGUUCGGUGAAUAUCGCCUGUGUGGCUUUUCAACUCAUAUCGGCCAAUCGAAUAACUGACGACAUUUUCACUCCGUGUUUCUUGUUCGUGCUGUUUGGGCAAUUGCUCGUGCUGGCAUGGCCGGCGAACGAAAUGAGCAUGGAGAGCUUGGGCGUUUCGAUUGCAAUCUACGACUUUCCAUGGUACCAAAAGAACAUCGCGAUCCAGAACAUGGCCAGAGUGGUUCUGUUACGCGCCCAAACUCCCCUCAGACUCACCAUUGGACUUUUCAACCCGUUAACAACGGACACGGUGAUCAAAGUGUUGAAUGGCGCCUACUCCUAUGUGACCAUUAUGACCAACAACAAGGAAGAAGCUUAAUGCACUCAGUGCCUGGCACCACCGACCCCAACGAACAGUUAUUUUCAUUUAUUU
This is a messenger RNA of Dendroctonus ponderosae (mountain pine beetle), 2204 nucleotides long. Its product is annotated as odorant receptor Or2. Bases 984 to 2150 code for a protein of 388 amino acids. Gene Ontology annotation, molecular function: olfactory receptor activity; odorant binding. Gene Ontology annotation, biological process: detection of chemical stimulus involved in sensory perception of smell; sensory perception of smell. Lineage: Eukaryota; Metazoa; Arthropoda; Insecta; Coleoptera; Curculionidae. The transcript is spliced from 5 exons. Gene Ontology annotation, cellular component: plasma membrane. The record is from RefSeq and is a predicted model, not a curated record.